Argentina anserina (silverweed cinquefoil) is the source of this 2266-nucleotide messenger RNA. Its product is annotated as la-related protein 1C-like. The record is from RefSeq and is a predicted model, not a curated record. Bases 267 to 1943 code for a protein of 558 amino acids. Gene Ontology annotation, molecular function: RNA binding. The transcript is spliced from 6 exons. Lineage: Eukaryota; Viridiplantae; Streptophyta; Magnoliopsida; Rosales; Rosaceae.
CACGCCGUUUGGUUCUGUGUGAGAGAGUUGGGACGGUUGCUUGUGCUUUUCACGUGCAAGAUCCGUCGGUGUUUAAUCUAUCACCAAAAUCCUACUGCAUUUCGAUUUCUUUUAGAAACAAAAACAAUUCCUCUUUCUGUUGAAUCGCUCUGCAACUUGGGUGUCUUUUUUGUUUGUGUAAUUAGUUAAUUAGUUAAUUUAUUCUGUGGUUUGAUAUACUGAUCAUAGUGAGUUUUGUGUUUGUUAACUCGUAACCCUAAAUCGGCAUGGCCACGGCUGCCGACUCCUCCUCUACUAAUCACCAUUCUCCCAGGCCUGAUUUUGAUGCCGGCGGCGCCAAUAGGCGACCCACCCCAUGGGCCAAGGUUGUACGAGGGGAUUCGGAGUCGUCACCAUCCAUAAUACCCAAUCAACAGUCUCCACUGUCGCCGCCGCCUUCGAGCUCUUUACCGGAACAAAAUCCCUCCUCCAAUUGCUCCCCAUCGAAGGCGGCCGCGGCUCGUUCUUCGCCCUCUCCGCCACCGUCAGCGGAUGUUUCCAUAGCAGCAGCUGCUGCUGAGAGCGCCGAUGGACACAACGGCAAUGCGGCUCGCGGAAAGAAGCCAGCUUGGAACAAGCCCUCCAAGGACGUCCUUGAGGUUGGCCCGGUGAUGGGUGCGGUUGCUUGGCCUGCUUUGUCUGAGUCUGCUAGGGCUUCGCCGAAAUUGCCAGCGGACUCUUCUCCCAAGACUGUAACAGAUGUCUCAGUCCCACUGCCUGUAUCUCCGGGACCUGUUGUAACACCUUCACCCAACUCCAAAAAGCAUCAUGGUAAUUCUGGAAACACUAACCCUGCAUCAUCUCAUGCAAUGGGAGCUCGACAAAGACCUACAAAGCGUGGUGGUGGGAGUAGCACGGGGGGUGUAAACGCACAUGCACAUGUACACAGUGGUUUUGCACACCCUCCCCCACCUCCACCACCACCACCAUUCCCUGUUUUCCCUCUACCAAAUGGCUAUGGUGCUUUAGUACCAGCCAUGCCUGAUCCUUCCCCAAGAGACCCCUCUUUCCGCGGCAGCAAUUGGGAUGCUAGACCGAUCGGUUUCAGGCCUCCAACACACCAAGUAAAUGACCAAAGAAAUUCUUCGCGUAGGGGAAACUUUAGUCCCCACCCGCGCGGAGAUGGAUCUUACCAGAAUAAUUUUGGGAGCAAGCGUGAUGCCCAAGAUCGUGGAAGUUUCAUGAAUGGCAGAGAUGCCCAGAUGCAUCAGCAGCAAAGGCCUCCUCCACGGGGUCUUGUAAGACCAAUACCGCCAAGUAGUGCUGCAUUUACACCUCAGCCUGUAAGACCAUUUGCCAACCCCAUGGGUUUUCCGGAGUUUGUUUACCUCCCUACAUUGCCUUUGGAUCCCAUUAGAAUGCCUUUCAUUCCCCAUGCACCACAUCCUGCAAUGUUUAUGUCUGUUCCGGAAGCUUCUAUGCCUUCUCUUCCUUCCUUGAUAGUCAAUCAAAUAGAUUAUUACUUCAGUGAUACUAAUCUGAUAAGAGACGAAUAUCUGCGGUCAAACAUGGAUGCUCAAGGAUGGGUUCCCAUAUCCCUUAUAGCAAACUUUCCUCGAGUUAAGAGUCUGACAACCAAUGUCCAGUUGAUUAUGGAGUCCUUGAGGGCUUCAGGUGUUGUUGAAGUGCAGGAUGACAAGCUUAGGAGGCGUAGUGAUUGGACAAAAUGGAUAUCAACAACUGGUCGGCCUGCAUCCGCAUCAGGCUCAUCAUCCAAUGAUGUGCAAAGUUCUGACAUGCUUUCAAAUUCUUUUCAAAAGAUGACAGUUGAUGAUGCUGCGUCUACAAGCGAAAGUAGUAUGGCAGGUAACUCAGAUGCAAACUCUAAGGCUACUCCGCAGAAGUUUUCGACUGAGUCAACUGGUGUGUCACAGCUCCCCAAUGGGGACAUCACUCAACAAUAGAUGAAGCUGAAAUGCAUCAAUAUGUACCACCAAAACAUUCAAGCAAAAUCCAGUCCAGAAAAGUGUACUUCUGGUAUCGGAAGGGUUCCUGAAUGAAAUGAGAAGGUUGCUAUUGAAAGCCUGCAAUCACCAUCUCUCUAUUUUCUGUCACUUUGCCUAGUUUUGGCAUGUUUUUGAGGCUAGUACAGAAACAAUAAAAAAUAUUUAUAAAUUCUUCUUCAAGCAUGAACAGAGGAAGAUUGAGAUGGGGCAGAGCAGGCAGAAUUUUGCGGUUAUUGGGAUGUAUAGUUUGGAUUUGGUGUGAAUGUUUGUGCUUGCUUCUA